Messenger RNA from Phlebotomus papatasi, 4093 nucleotides. RefSeq lists its product as uncharacterized. NCBI's taxonomy places the organism in Eukaryota, Metazoa, Arthropoda, Insecta, Diptera, Psychodidae. The transcript is spliced from 10 exons. Gene Ontology annotation, biological process: protein transport. The record is from RefSeq and is a predicted model, not a curated record. Gene Ontology annotation, cellular component: cytoplasm. The coding region runs from base 562 to 3978 and encodes 1138 amino acids.
CGGUGGCAUUGAAGUUAGUAUCUUUGACGUUGUAGUCCAGAGUAGUUGGUGGGAUUCCUGUUUAUUAUAUCUAUCUUCUGCUUGUUUAAAUUUUAUUUGUUGUUUCUGCAAACAGUUAAAUUGUUUAUUGAACGAUUUUUAGAAACAUUUUGUGUAGAUUUAGGUAUAGGAAAACCAUAGAGUUCUAAAUAUAUGUCACAUUGUUGUGCUUAGUAUUUGUGGCGCCUCUCUUGGACCCCUUCUCUCUCAAUAUAGCCAUUCCAAUAUAAGGGAAUUGCGUGUAUAGGAAGAGGAGUAUCAAAUAGAUGUGUGACCUAUACAAAUAGUUAUAUAUAAUACAAAUUGCCGUAUUUUCGACGCCGACUCGAGCUCCGGUCUUACUUUUUUUUUAUAAUAGGAAAGCUUUUUUUAGGGGAUAACCUUGGCACUCAGCAAUUAUUAACCAGCUAAGACGACCGAAGCUCUUAAGCUAUUCAGUGCCAAUUGAAUAAAGUUUUGUAUAGGUUUGCUUUUUGGUAGUUUUAUUUAGAGUUUAGAAAUUUUCUGUUCUAAAGUAACACGAUGAGUAUGAAUUGCUUAAUAAUAUUUGAUAAGACAGAAUUUGUGGCUGGAGAUAAUGUGACAGGUCAUGUAGAUAUAACAAGUCCUCAUCCAGUAAACAUUCGCUAUAUAUCACUGACGAUAACGGGCAGUGCUGAUGUUCACUGGACCGAAUCAGAAUCAUACGAGGAGAAUGGAGAAAGAAAAAGUCGAACAAUUACAUAUUCUUCGCACGAACAAUAUUUGAACAGUCGAACAAUAUUGUAUGGCCAGGAAGGUGGACCAACCAUCCACUUACCAGCAGGAAGUCAUUCUUACAACUUUCUCUGUGCACUUCCAAACGGACUGCCAGGCACAAUGUUCAGUACUUACGGGACGAUUGAAUACACUGCAAAAGUCAAAUUUGAUAUUCCAUGGGCCUUUGAUGAUAAAUUCAAAGAAAAAUUUCGUGUGGUGCCCAGACUUGACCUAAGUCAGAACCCUUCAUUGAAAAUGCCAAGUCAGGCUGAAAAAGUUAAGAAUUAUUGUACUUGGAAAUGCUCUACAUCGCCAGCUACAAUCACCGUAACACUUCCACAAUCUGGAUUUGUUAAGAAUGAAGAAAUCCCAAUAUCUGUUAACAUCACAAACAUGAGCCAUGUGAAAAUGUCUGGAAUUCAAAUAAAGCUGGUCAAAUCUAUUGUUUGCAGGAGUACUACCCCGCGUGUUAAAGAGAAGAGUGAAUCCAAUAAAAUUGUCUAUGAGAGAUUUGAUUUGGAUGAUAAAUGCAAUGAUCGUAUUAUCAAUAUUGAAGCGAAACUUACUGUGCCAUAUACACCUGUAACGUGCGAUAUCUCCUCCAAUAUUAAAAUCUCAUAUUACAUGGAAGUAGCUGUUUACGUGUCUGGAUGCCAUAAUACUGCACGUCUAUAUGUUCCAGUAACUAUUGGAACAUUUCCAAUUAAUUUCAACGGGGAUACCAGCACAGCUUUAUCUCAGAUGUCGUUCCACGCACCAGCUGUACCAAUUGCUUCAUCAGUGGUCCCUCAGGCUAACACGGGCAUGCCUGUGAUGCCACCACCAUUACCGACUUACAGUCCUGGACAUGUUCCAGCUCCCAUGCCAGGCAUGCCGAAUAUGCCAGUUCCAAUGCCAGUACCAACAGUACCUACAGCUCCUACUCCGGAUCAAACUAUGAAUGGAGAUCUAAAGACACCACCACCCUCCUACUCAGAUGUGGUCUAUGGCUGGAAAAAUGAUGAGAAGCCUUUCAAUAAUUCACCAAGUGCUCCAGGUUUCUCCAUAUGUGUUUAUAUAACGGGCAGUGGUCGUGUGAGUUGGACUUCUUAUACUACAAUAGCUGAUAAGAUUGAGACUGUUGAACAUUCCGGCAAUGAGGAGUACAUUAAUUGCCGCACAUGUGCUUACAAUGCAGCUACUGGGUCAUUCUUUGAACUACCGGCUGGUGUUAAUGUCUACUCCUUUAAGUACACUCUUCCCAUGUGGCUACCAUCGUCCUUUGAAGGUACUCAUGGAUAUAUCCGAUAUGCAGUGGACGUUGUUCUCGAAAGACCAUGGAAAUUUGAUACGACGUUCAAGAAGCCUUUCCCAGUGUGUCGCACUCUUGACCUCAAUCGGGAUAUCUCUCUUAAAUUGCCCGCUCAAAUGGACUACAGAAAGCAAUUUAUAUUGUCCAGCACAUCGCGUGGUAUCCUCGCAAUUACAGUAAAUGUUCUCAAGACUGGAUAUGUUUCUGGUGGUUUCAUUCCUAUUGAGGCCAUUGUGGCCAAUAAUUGUGGCUACAGCAUUAACCAAAUUGUCUUUUCAAUAAGAAAAAUUGUCACAUAUAAGUGCACAUAUCCCUCAAAGGCUGAUAAGGACGAAGUAACGACGAUCCGAGAGAAGCUUGUAGACUGCCUAAUUGAAAAUGACCAGAGUUCCUUCAUGGAACGUCUUGAGAUCCCUGAAACACCCCCAACAACCCUCCAUUUCUGCAAUGUUCUCAACAUCACCUAUGAAGCAAGAGUGGUGGCGGUUAUCCCUGGCAUAACAGUCAAUCCUAGUGUGGCAAUUCCUAUUGUAAUCGGAACGGUGCCAUUUGCCAGCAACCAAUCUCCUUCAAGUCCUUCACAAUCAAUGCAGUACCAUGAGGAGGAAUUUACGUCUGAGAUCGAUGAUCCUCGAACCAUGUCAAAGUGUGAAGUAAAAUUCGAUAGAAAUCCAUACGGAGUAUACUUGGCAGGACAGACACUGUCUGGUCAGGUUGAGCUGAAUAUCUUCAAGAACAAGAAAGUAAAUGCUGUGACUCUGAAGAUCCUUGGAUAUGCUAAAUGCCGCUGGACAGAGAAUGAGUCAUAUCAUAAUGGACACCAUACCCAUACAAGACCCAGGGUUUAUCAAGGAAAGGAGGACUACUUGGCAUCAUCCACGGAUCUGGUAGGACGUUCGCAAGAUGGAAGUACAAUAGAACUGGCGCCUGGAAUGCAUUCCUAUCGAUUCACGUGCGAUCUCCCACAGCAGUUACCAACAUCUUUUGAAGGAUCCAAAGGAUAUAUUAGAUACUACGUUGUGAUAUGUCUUGAGCGACCAUGGAAGUUUGAUCAAAAGUUCAAAGUGGCCUUCACAGUGCUGAAGCAGUUUGAUUUGAACUUUGAUUCUCCAAUCUUGAGGCUUCCGUGUCAAGCAAAUGUAGAAAGGGUUUUCUGCUGUGGUCCCUGUAGGACAGGUCCAAUAUCCAUAAUUGCACAUACCCCACAAUCUGGAUAUGUACCUGGUCAGACAAUUACAGUUUACGCUGAGAUUGCAAAUUCGAGUACAGUGAAAAUGGAUGAGAUUCGAUUCUCUCUCAGGAAGAUUAUUCGAUAUACCAGCCAGACACCAAAGGUAAAGACCAAAGAAGAGACUCUUACAAUUGCUGAAGCAAGGAUAGCUGGUCUGAAGAAAAAGCAAAGUGGAAAAUUUGAGCAGCAUCUUCAAAUUCCACCACUACCUCCCACAAGUCUAACUCUAUGUCGGGUCAUCACAGUUUCCUACGAAGUGAAGAUUGAGGCAAAGGUAUCUGGAGCUCACCUGAAUCCUGUAGUCAAGAUUCCUAUAACUCUUGGCACAGUUCCUCUAAGGGAUAAUGUAUACGACGCUAUGCCUGUGAACGGAAAUGAUGUCCAAAUCCAAAUGGAGCCCAUCCUAAAUCCUGUAUUAUCACCAGACGCCGAUCAUGAUUUACCUCCACCUUCCUACGAAGAAUGCAUUUUUGGAGCUGUUCAGGUGAAGGAUGAUGAAGAUGAUGAGAAAACAGUGAUGUCGUGCACAGGAUAUGCUCCGAGAUAUCCAGUUUACAAUUGCAGUGAUUGGCCUAAAUGUGGCACCAAAAUUGAAAAUAAAGCCAUUGAACCUCUUGUGCUUCCAGACAUCCCAAGGAACGAUGAAAUUUCAGGGGUUAAUGCUAAUGAAAAAUAUUGAUGAAUUUAUAUAUUUGUUUUCAAUAUAAUGUAUCUCUAUUCCAUCCAUUAAGUGACAUAUAACUUUGUGCAAUUAAAUACGGUAAUAAAUAAAUUGAUUGAGCAAUAAAAACAAA